GUGUAGCGCGAGGACGAACCACAGACAGUGUACCGGAAGCCGGAAGCACUAUGAUCGGUUACGGUCGAGCCGCUUGGGCUACGGCUUGGGUUCUGUUCGCCCUACACAUUGGAGGUUCUCAUCAGCAGCAACAGCUACAGUGUACCACACCGACAAGAUUGCGGGGACGAUGCAUUUCCAUUUACGAGUGUGACAGCAUACUGGACUACUUCAAGCAGCGAAUCCUCACCUGGGAGGAACGCGAAUUCCUACGCAAGUCUCAGUGCACUGGCGCCACAAGUGGUCGCCAACCGUUCGUGUGCUGCCCCGGAAAUGGUGCCAAACCAGUUGUGCCAUCUCCGGCCGGUCCUGCCGAGCAGGCUGCUACUACCACCACACAGGCACCGACCAGCGAUGCUGUGCUCGAUCAGCUCGUCGGUGGUCUGUUGCCGAAUCCGAAAAAGAACGAAUGUGGCGUUAGCAUUGGCAUGAGAAUAUACGGUGGUGAAAAUGCGGACAUCGACGAGUUUCCCUGGUUGGCGUUGAUGCAGUACGAAAAUCGGAAAGGCGAGCGAAAAUACAGCUGCGGUGGAUCGUUAAUCAAUCAGCGGUAUGUCCUAACCGCUGCCCACUGUGUGGUUGGCGAGGUGGAACGCAAGGAGGGCACACUCGUUGCCGUACGAUUGGGCGAGUACAACACGAACACCGACAUUGAUUGCGUCACGGAGGAUCAGGAGCAAAUCUGUGCAGAUCCACCAAUCGAUGCGGCAGUCGAAUCGAGCAUCGUUCAUCCGGAGUACGAGCAGAUGGCUCACGCACACGACAUAGCCCUGGUGCGGCUGGCAAGGUCGAUCGUGUAUACGGAUUUUGUGCAACCGGUUUGUCUGCCGUUGGCCGACUUCAGAGCAUCAAAAGCGGGUGAAGUUAACUUUGUAACCGGGUUUGGUCGUACGCUGAAAGGAAGUCGCAGUGUAAUCAAGCAGAAGUUGGGCAUCAAGGUGUACGAUCACGAUCGUUGUCGGGAGAAGUACAUGACGAAGAACUCGUUGAUAACGACCAAUCAGAUCUGUGCUGGCGGUGAGUUUGCGAAGGACUCGUGUCACGGUGACUCCGGUGGUCCGUUGAUGAAGCUCCAGAAGGUAUGGUACCUGGAGGGAAUCGUUUCCUACGGUAACCGAUGUGGGCUAGAGGACUGGCCAGGAGUUUACACGCACGUUCCAGCAUAUAUGGCUUGGGUGAGAAGUAACAUUAAGGCGUAAGGGA
This is a messenger RNA of Anopheles maculipalpis, 1242 nucleotides long. RefSeq names its product CLIP domain-containing serine protease B9-like. The record is from RefSeq and is a predicted model, not a curated record. Lineage: Eukaryota; Metazoa; Arthropoda; Insecta; Diptera; Culicidae. The transcript is spliced from 4 exons. Gene Ontology annotation, biological process: proteolysis. Gene Ontology annotation, molecular function: serine-type endopeptidase activity. The coding region runs from base 51 to 1238 and encodes 395 amino acids.